Molecule: messenger RNA, 1101 nt
Organism: Alosa sapidissima (American shad)
Lineage: Eukaryota; Metazoa; Chordata; Actinopteri; Clupeiformes; Clupeidae
Product: extracellular calcium-sensing receptor-like
Exons: 3
Coding region: 1-1101 (366 amino acids)
Biological process (GO): G protein-coupled receptor signaling pathway
Cellular component (GO): membrane
Molecular function (GO): G protein-coupled receptor activity
Source: RefSeq, a predicted model, not a curated record
AUGUCCUUCAAACACGAGAGCGUCUGCAAGAAGCGGCAGGAGCGUAAAGAGCAAGGGGAAAGGAGGCCUGUGUCUGUGUGCAAUGAGAGCUGUCCUCCAGGCACCAGGAAGGCUGUACAGAAAGGCAGGCCUGUCUGCUGCUAUGACUGUAUACCAUGUGGAGAGGGUGAGAUCAGCAGUGAAACAGAUUCGAAUAACUGCGAACUGUGCCCAGGACAAUACUGGCCAAAUCCUGGCAGAGAUAAAUGUGUAUUAAAAGCUCUCGAGUUUCUCUUAUUCACAGAGGUUAUGGGAAUAGUCUUACUGUUUUUUUCAUUGUUUGUUGUCUUUUUAACUGUAAUCACAGCCAUUAUUUUUAUGUUAACGAUGGAUACACCUAUUGUUAGAGCCAAUAACUCAGAGCUGAGUUUCCUGCUGCUCUUCUCAUUAAAAUUGUGUUUCCUUUGUUCUCUUACUUUCAUUGGUCGGCCCUCUGAGUGGUCCUGUAUGUUGCGUCACACAGCGUUUGGGAUCACCUUUGUUCUCUGCAUCUCCUGUGUUCUGGGGAAAACAAUAGUGGUGUUAAUGGCCUUCAGAGCCACUCUUCCAGGCAGUAAUGUCAUGAAGUGGUUUAGGCCUCUGCAACAGAGACUCAGUGUUCUUGGCUUCACUCUCAUACAAGUGCUUAUAUGUGUCCUGUGGUUAACUAUAUCUCCUCCAUUCCUAUACAAGAAUAUGAACCUUUUCAAAGACAAAAUCAUUCUUGCAUGUGAUGUGGGUUCAGCUAUAGGAUUCUGGGCAAUAUUAGGCUAUAUUGGACUCCUUGCACUCUUGUGUUUCAUACUGGCUUUUCUAGCUCGUAAACUGCCUGAUAACUUUAAUGAGGCCAAAUUCAUCACAUUUAGUAUGUUGAUAUUCUGUGCAGUCUGGAUCACUUUUAUUCCUGCUUAUGUCAGCUCUCCAGGACAAUUUACUGUAGCUGUGGAGAUAUUUGCUAUUUUGGCAUCCAGCUUUCGUUUAUUGUUUUGUAUAUUUGCUCCAAAGUGUUAUAUUAUUCUAAUACGGCCUGAAUUAAACACAAAGAAGCAUAUGAUGGGUAAAAUGCCUUCUAAGUCUCUGUAG